This is a messenger RNA of Mangifera indica (mango), 2328 nucleotides long. Its product is annotated as protein LATERAL ROOT PRIMORDIUM 1-like. Gene Ontology annotation, molecular function: DNA-binding transcription factor activity; DNA binding. Lineage: Eukaryota; Viridiplantae; Streptophyta; Magnoliopsida; Sapindales; Anacardiaceae. The coding region runs from base 946 to 1944 and encodes 332 amino acids. Gene Ontology annotation, biological process: positive regulation of DNA-templated transcription. Gene Ontology annotation, cellular component: nucleus. The transcript is spliced from 2 exons. The record is from RefSeq and is a predicted model, not a curated record.
UACUAUUAUUACUGUUUUUAAUUAUAUGAGAGAGACACACACAGUUGAACGUCGACUUGAACAAGAAGAAGAAGAAGAAGAAGAAGACGGAAACCAAAUAAUUCAAAACCACUUCAGUUUAAUGCUUAUUCCUUGCUUUGUAUAGGGAAAUUCAGACUCAGAAACAAGAGAAACAACCAAAAGAAAUAAGAAGAGACGCGUUCAAGUUGUUGGUGUUCUUCUUCUAUCUUCUUCAUCAUCAUCAUUAUCUUGGUGUUUUAUAUUAUUAUUAUUACUGUAGAAAGAUUGUAUUUUGAAAAUGUAAAUAUAGAUGGAAGGAAUAUUACAAGUCGUUAGUGCACAUUUUUCUCGCUUGCUUCCCCCACUUUUUCUUACUCUGCUUUCUUUCUUUUUUCGCUCUGCAAAAAAAACUCAGUCCCCUCUCUCUCUCUCAACCUCGUCUUUCUUCUUCGGAAAAGCCUAGUGACAGAAGUAGAUUUCUGCGGCGAAGACUGCAACACAGCAGUAAUAUUGACAUCUCUCUCACAACAGAUCGCCCUUUUCAGCUUUCUGUUUUUCUUUUGACCCCACCUUUCAUAUAAACCUACAUACUCUCUGAUACAUCCUUAGAUUUUGCUCAUCAUCAUCAUCAUCAUCAUCUUGUUCUCAGUCUUUCCUUUCAUAAAAAUUUUAUCCUUUUAUGAAUAUAUAAACCGUUAGGUGAGUCAUCCUUCAAGAUUACCAGUUGUGGCUACUACACGGAGACAAUUGCCUUCAGAUUCUGGCGCCUUUGCUGACUGGGCCUCUUCUUCCUCCUCCAUAAUACGUGCUGCUCCCGAUGACCUUUCUCUCGGCUUCAAUGCCGGUCCGACCGCCCCCCUUCCCGGUGCGGCUCCUGCUCACUCUACGCCUGGGUCUUGGCCAUCCUCUUCUUCUCGACCCAUCAACUGUGGCUUCCCUCACGAUAUGGGCAUGGGCAUGGUGGGUCUCCGUGACGUCUUUGUUGUGGCUCCAGCUUCGUCUUUCAAUCAACAUCACCACCACCAUGACUCCCUCAAUGUGGCAUCCGAUCCAAUCAACGGAGCUAAUGCCACCGCUCUCGGUGUAGGCGUUAUCCCUUUGCUCACCACUGGGCCUUGUUUAGCUCCCCCUCAAAGUCUGGAAGAUCAAGAUUUGUUGAAUAAUGGUCGUAAUAAAGUUAGCCAAAUUCAGUUUUGGCAGAAUCAGAACUCUCAUCCAUACCUCAAGAAAAGUUCAGAACCUACGUGUGAUGGCGCUGGUUUGGCUUCGAGUUCAGGAACUACGUGUCAAGACUGUGGAAACCAAGCCAAGAAAGACUGUAGCCAUAGAAGAUGUAGGACGUGUUGCAAAAGUCGUGGUUUUGAUUGCGCUACCCACGUGAAGAGCACAUGGGUUCCGGCGGCACGGCGACGGGAGCGGCAACUCAUGGUCACUGCUGGUGCCAUGGGCGGCGCUGGCUCUUCUGGGUCGACGUCUGGUAUCAAGAAGCCUAGGCUCAUAAACUCUCAGACUACAACUUCUCAUACCUCAACUUCUAAUACAACUCCACCAAGAAGCUUUGAUACUAGUUCUAGUCAUCAAGAUGCGAGUUUUAAAGAGACAUUACCGGGGCAAGUACGAGCACCGGCAGUGUUCAAGUGUGUUAGAGUGACGGCGGUGGAGGAUGGUGAGGAUGAGUAUGCAUAUCAGGCUGUGGUGAAGAUUGGUGGGCAUGUUUUCAAGGGGUUUCUGUAUGAUCAAGGAGCUGAUAAUACAAAAGAGGGCUUUCCCAACAUUUCUGAAUUGCAUUUAGGAAGCGCUGGAAGUAGUGGUGGUGUUGGGGGAGGAGGUGGGGGAAGAAAUGCGGGCUUUUCAUCUCCUACAAUUCUAGAUCCAUCCGAAGUUUAUGCAGGCGGGGGCGGCGUCUCACUUGGUGGUUUGGGCUAUGGCAAUCCAAUGAAUUGAAGUUCUAAGAAGGUGGAUGGAUGAGAUUUGAAAGGAAAACUUCAUAGUUUUAAUUCCUCUUCUCUGCCAACUAAUUAUUGAUAGGGUUUAGGUAAGUUAAUGUCCUUGUAGACCUCUAUCUUAUUAAGUCUCUCUUUAAAUUAUAUUUCGGCUAUUUGGUUAUAAUUUUCUUGUCCCUCAUUUCUAUUUGCCUUUGGUGGCAUUGAAUUCGGAUGAGAGGGAUCUGCAUUUGUCCAAAAAAACUACCUUUUCCCACUGUUAGAAAAUGUGUUUUUGUACCAAAAUUACAAAAUAUAGAGAAUAAAGGUGAAAAAUUCUGUGCUAGUAGAUGUACUGAUCAGUUCUUGAAAUUUUGUAAUGAUAAAUUCUGUAUGCUUUCUUCAA